UUCCCACUGAAGCCACUUCACCCUCAAUUAAGCCCAGGCCGGCGUCUUCUUUCCAUCUUCCCAUAAGAACCCUACCCCCCAUGUACAUUUGAUCCUCAACUCCGAUCCAUCGAUCGAUCAGCAACUAAGUAGCUAGCAGCCAAACAAUCAUCCUAGCUAGGCUGAUUGAUCCAAGCUAGCUUCGUCGUACGUGCAGCGCAUCAGCCUAGCUAGCUAGCAAUGGCGGCUCUGGUGCAGGUGGUGGCGGUGGCGCUUGCGCUGUGGUGCUGCGGCGCCGCCGUCGUGGCGUCCGCCGCGGCGUCGAGCCCGCCGCUGGUGUCGCCGAAGGCGAAGCCCGGCGUGCGGCCGAAGCUCCCGCCCAAGACGAAGCUGACCACCAUCACCUUCAGCCCCCACCACAAGCGCGACUACCAGGUCACCUGCACCAACACCGGCCGCCGUCCCUGCGUCGUCUCCUGCCCUUCCAACUGCCCCAACAAGUGCCUCGUCGCCUGCGCCUACUGCCUCACCUUCUGCAUGUGCGAUCUGUUCCCCGGCACGUCGUGCGGCGACCCACGGUUCACCGGCGCCGACGGCAACACCUUCUACUUCCACGGCAAGAAGGAGCAGGACUUCUGCAUCGUCUCCGACGCCGACCUGCACAUCAACGCCCACUUCAUCGGCAACCACAACCCGGCCAUGAAGCGUGACUUCACCUGGAUCCAGUCCCUCGGCAUCAGCUUCGGCGACCACCGCCUCUACAUCGGCGCGCGCCGGGCCGCCGAGUGGGACGACGACGAGGACCACGUCCAGAUCACCUUCGACGGCGAGCCCGUCAACGUCGACGCCGCCAAGGGCGCCCACUGGGUCUCCGCCGCCCUGCCGUCCCUCUCCGUCUCCCGCACCGACACCGUCAACGCCGUCGCCGUCGAGCUCGACGGCGUCUUCGCCAUCACCGCCAACGCCGUCCCCAUCACCGACGACGACUCCCGGAUCCACCACUACGGCAAGACCGCCAAGGACACCCUCGUCCACCUCGACCUCGGCUACAAGUUCCACGCCCUCUCCGGCGACGUCGACGGCGUGCUCGGCCAGACUUACCGCCCCACCUACGCCAACAGGCUCAACAUCACCGCCAAGAUGCCCAUCAUGGGCGGCGCCGACAAGUACCGCUCCUCGGGCCUCUUCUCGCCGGACUGCGCCGUCUCCAGGUUCCACCGCCGCCGCACCGCCGGAGACCAUGUCGCCCUCGGUUUUGCCUCGUAAAUCGCCGAUCACUCGUCUACUCCAACCAAGUGAGAUACGAUCGAUCGACUAUGAAAUAAAUCGACACUGAUCAGUACGUACGUAUAUACAUACUCGUGCACCACGUCAAAGCAAGAAAUAAUAUUCUCAUUAUGUGGAUGGUGCAUUGAUUAAUUCCAAAAUUUUAUUGACUAUUAUUAUGGAGCUCUUUCGAUUGAACAUGGAGUAAUAAGGAUUCUUGAUUUGUUUUGA
This is a messenger RNA of Oryza sativa Japonica Group (Japanese rice), 1476 nucleotides long. RefSeq lists its product as uncharacterized. Lineage: Eukaryota; Viridiplantae; Streptophyta; Magnoliopsida; Poales; Poaceae. The record is from RefSeq and is a predicted model, not a curated record.